CUUGGGGCUUCAACUAUUUCCAACGAUCAAGCCACCCCGCCCCAACACAAUAUAUUACAGCAAACAUUACAAUACUGUAUGCAGAACAUAGUGACCGUAAACGCAUGCCCUUGGAGGUCUCAACGCAAGAAAUUUGUAACGGCGCAAGUGGUCACUCGCCCAAAGCACCACUCGAGGAUCAACGGACAGGAGUCCCUCUGCAGCAACGGGAACACCAACAGCCAUCUCAAUCGCCCAAGGAAUCCAUCGACAGAUCCAACUCGCAGAACCAGACGAUCCACCACAAUCGGCUCACGGACUUGGAGGCCAGUCCGCAGGCUUGGCAGAUUUUCUGGCAGGACCUGCGCAUCAAUGCAUCGAUAGACCCGCAGAGCCAGGAGGAUCCUGUAGGACACGGAAAAUGUAAUUUUAUUUUGGUGUAAAAGAACUAGAACAUUUUAUG
Molecule: messenger RNA, 442 nt
Organism: Drosophila suzukii
Lineage: Eukaryota; Metazoa; Arthropoda; Insecta; Diptera; Drosophilidae
Source: RefSeq, a predicted model, not a curated record